AUGUCAGAUUCAGAUGAAAACUCGGAACUUCCGAUUCCGGAAAAUCAAAUACGGACGGCCAUCAUAGGUCAAAUUUCCAAAUAUGGUAUGGAUAAAUUAACGAGUCGAAAAAUACGGGAAAAUCUGAAAAAUGAAUUCAAUAUUGAUUUUACUAAUUACAAAACUCCUGUCGAUAAAAUCACUAUGGAUGUGAUUGAAAGUAUGCAAAAUUCGGCAAAAAAAAAUGAAAAAGAAUCGAAGGGAUCUUCAACAGAAUCUGAUUCGGAUGAAGAAGAAGUCGUUUUCACCGACAGACCUUCGAAGCGAAAGAAUAAGACUGCUCGCAAACGCGCCAAGUCACAAUCAUCUUCUGAUUAUGAGGAUACAAUACAGAAGAAGAGGCGUGCAGCUUCCACUUCUAAGAAAACUGUUCAGAGAAAACGUAAAUCAAACUCAGACGAAACUCCAAAAAAGCGUAAAAAGACAGCUUAUAGUGCCUAUUGUGCUUUAUCUGAUGAUCUCGCUGAUGUUGUUGGUAAGCGAUAUAUGAAACGUAGUGAUGUUGUGAAAUCCAUGUGGGCCUAUUUCAAAACAAAUAAUCUCAUGGAUCCAAGAGAUAAAAGAUAUGUGCUUUCUGAUGAUGCGCUUUUAAAAAUAUUUAAAAAGCGUCGCUUUCUUGGUUUCGGAAUGAUGAAGAAUUUGGAAAACCAUAUUAUCCAAGCGAAAUUCCUCAGUGAGGACGAAAGAAUUAAACUGGAAGAAUUUGAGGCAAAGGAGGAUGCAAAAGCUGCAGAAGAAGAAAAUUCUGGUGUUGUUGAUGGAAUAUCAAAAUGA
Molecule: messenger RNA, 813 nt
Organism: Dracunculus medinensis (Guinea worm)
Lineage: Eukaryota; Metazoa; Nematoda; Chromadorea; Rhabditida; Dracunculidae
Source: the annotation of a GenBank genome assembly